UCGCCGGCUCAACAGAAAUUUCCACCCAUCCGCCAUGGAUUUUGCCGAUUUGCAGAUUCCCCAUAGCAGAACCUCACAAACACAACAAGCCAAUUCUUCUCACGUAACUAAGAAACCCAAACUUCCCGUCGACUUCACUGAUCAAAACAGAACAGGCAAAGUGACAACUUAUCAAAUCUUAGGAACCGAUUGCCGGCCCCGGUCAAAUUGUUACUAUGACCAGCAAUAAUUCGUCAUCCCAAACGGCAACGCCAGCCCUGCAAUUGCUUCACCAGCAUGGACUCCAGCUUAGUCAUCGUCGUCUUACUGACGUUUCUGUUCUCAUCACAAGCUUAUGUAUCGUCGGGAAUGGAGGUUCCUCAGAGAGGGCCCGUGGUCCCCACUACGCCCCUUCUGGCAUUCCUCGAACGAGUUCAAGAAACCGCUUUUCAGGUUCUUGGCGGGGAGAGGGGGUUCGAUUUUAAAUCCUACAUUGAUAUGUCUCUCAAGUUCAAUCUGUCACACACCCAGAAGGUGUUUGAUGGAUUGCCAAGGAGGGCAAAUGGGGGUGUCCCGGUUCAGGAGUUUCGGAAGUUUGUGGCACAGUACUUUGACGAUGCUGGGAGUGAUCUUCUGUUGCAUGAGCCGGUGGAUUUUGUGGCGGAGCCUGAUGGGUUCUUGCCUAAGGUGAAGAACCAGAAGGUCAGGGCUUGGGCACUGGAAGUUCACUCCUUGUGGAAGAAUCUGAGCAGGAAAGAAUCGGAUGAGGUCCACAAACACCCUGAACUCCACACUCUGCUUCCCCUGCCGGAACCGUCGAUCGUCCCAGGUUCAGGAUACCGGGAGCUCUACUAUUGGGAUUCUUACUGGGUCAUCAGAGGUCUGCUGGCAAGCAAGAUGUAUGAGACUGCCAAAUCGAUCGUCACUAAUCUGUUAUACUUACUGGAUACAUAUGGCCAUGUCCUGAAUGGUGCAAGGGUCUAUUACACUAACAGAAGUCAGCCUCCCCUUCUUAGCUCAAUGGUGUAUGAGAUAUACAAGAGAACACACGACACUGAGUUUGCUGAGAAGGCACUUCCUGCACUGAUCAAGGAGCAUAGGUUUUGGACUUCUGGGGAACAUAAUGUCAAUGUCCAUGAUGCUAAAGCUGGCAAGCAUAGCUUAAGCCGGUAUUAUGCAAUGUGGAACAAACCUCGGCCUGAAUCUGCAAUCUUUGAUAAGGACUCUGCUGCCAAUAUAUCUAAUGCUUCAGAGAAGCAGCAAUUCUAUAGAGAAGUUGCUUCAGCGGCUGAGUCAGGAUGGGAUUUCAGUUCAAGAUGGAUGAGGAAUGCCUCGGACUUCACUACAAUGUCAACAACAUCUAUCUUGCCUGUGGAUCUAAAUGUUUACUUGCUGAAGUUGGAACUUGAUAUCAUAAACUUAGCGCAUACCACGGGAGAAGACACUGUCGCCGAGAUCUUCUCUAAGCUCUCUAAAGCAAGGGAAGAAGCUAUAAGAUGUGUGUUCUGGAAUCCGCAGAAGGGGCAGUGGUUUGAUUAUCGACUUCAUGAUAAUAACGAUGGAUCCAGUCAUUCUCACGCAUGGAAAGGUUCACAGCAAAACCAGAAUGCAUUCGCCUCCAACUUCAUCCCCUUGUGGAUUGAUCUGUUCCAUUCAGACACCACGCUGGUGGAGCAAGUGAUGCAGAGUCUAGAAACUUCUGGUCUCGUUCGUACUGCAGGCAUAGCCACUUCCUUAGAAAAUUCAGGACAACAAUGGGACUUUCCAAAUGGAUGGGCGCCAUUGCAGCAUAUGAUAGUGGAAGGCCUGGUGAGGUCAGGGUCACACAAGGCCAAGUCAUUAGCGGAAGAGAUAACAGUGAGAUGGAUCAACAGCAACUACGCUGCGUACAAGAAGACAGGUAAAAUGCACGAAAAGAUGGACGUGGAAACUUGUGGACAAUUCGGUGGUGGUGGCGAAUCUGUUAUCCCUCAACUCUCGUCGCUCUUACCAAAUGCCAAACAGUCCAGCAAUCCUGUCGCAGAGAUGGCCAGAAGCAUCAUUUUACUGACGUUUCUUCUGCUGUCCAGUUCCUUGCUGCUCUCAUCACGAGCUUCUACAAUGGGCGUUCUUCAGAGCGGGACUGUGAUACCCACCACGCCCCUGGUGGAAUUCCUCGUACGAGUUCAAGAAACCGCGUUCCAGACUCUUGGCGGGGAGAAAGGGUUCGACCCUAAAUGGUUCGUUGAUGUGUCUCUCAAGUUCAAUCUAUCUCACACCCAGAAGGUGUUUGAUGGAUUGCCAAGGAAGGCCGAUGGGGUUGUCCCGGUUCAGGAGUUUCGCAGGUUUGUGGCAGAGCAAUUUGAUGAUGCUGGGAGUGAUCUUGUGGCGCAUGAGCCAGUGGAUUUUGUUGCGGAGCCUGAUGGGUUCUUGCCCAUGGUGUUGAAUCCCAAGGUCAGGGUUUGGGCGCUGGAAGUUCAUUCCUUGUGGAAGAAUCUCAGCAGGAAAGUGUCUGAUCAUGUUCACAAAUACCCGGAACUCCACACUUUGCUUCCCCUGCCGGAACCGGUGAUAAUUCCAGGUUCACGGUUCAGGGAGGUUUACUACUGGGAUUCUUACUGGGUUAUCAGGGGUUUGCUUGCAAGCAAAAUGUACGAUACUGCCAAAUCAAUUGUGAUUAACCUGAUAUACCUGCUGGAUACCUAUGGCCAUGUCCUGAAUGGCGCAAGGGCCUAUUACACCAAUAGAAGUCAGCCUCCCCUUCUCAGUUCAAUGGUAUAUGAGAUAUACAACAGAACAGGAGACGUUGAAUUUGCUCAGAAGGCACUUCCUGCAUUGAUCAAGGAGCAUAAGUUUUGGACUUCUGGGGAACAUAAUGUCGCUGUCCUUGAUGCUAAAAAUACCAACCACAGCUUAAGCCGGUAUUUUGCAAUGUGGAAUGAACCUAGGCCUGAAUCUGCAAUCUUUGAUAAGGAGUCUGCUGCCAAUAUUUCCGGUGCUUCCAAGAAGCAGCAAUUCUAUAGAGAAGUUGCUUCAGCAGCUGAGACAGGUUGGGAUUUCAGUACCAGAUGGAUGGGAAAUAACUCAGACUUCACUACAAUGUCUACGACAUCUAUCUUGCCUGUUGAUCUAAAUGUGUACUUGCUGAAGGUGGAACUUGACAUCACAAGCUUGGCGCGUGCCACGGGAGAGGAAACUAUUGCUAAGAGUUUCUCCAAGCUCUCUGAAGCAAGACAAGAAGCUAUAAGAUGUGUGUUUUGGAAUGCCGAGAAGGGACAGUGGUUUGACUACCGGCUUUAUGAUGACGACGAUGAUGAUUCGAGUCAUCCUCACACGUGGAAAGGCUCAAACCAAAACCAGCAUGCAUUUGCUUCCAAUUUCGUCCCCUUGUGGAUUGAUCUGUUCCAUUCAGACACAACAUUCGUGGAGCAAGUGACACAGAGUCUAGAAGGUUCAGGCCUGGUUCGUGCUGCAGGCAUAGCCACUUCCUCAGAGAAGUCAGGGCAACAAUGGGACUUUCCAAAUGGAUGGGCACCAUUGCAGCAUAUGAUUUCGGAAGGCUUGGGUCGAUCAGGGUCACACAAGGCCAGGUCAUUCGCUGAAGAGAUAGCAACGAGAUGGAUCAACAGCAACUAUGGCGCGUACAACAAGACCAGCUCCAUGCACGAGAAGCUCGACGUGGAAGCUUGUGGAGAUUUCGGCGGCGGUGGUGAAUACGUCCCUCAGACGGGAUUCGGGUGGUCGAAUGGUGUUGUACUGGCAUUACUGGAGGAGUUUGGAUGGCCUCACGACAAGAACUUCGGCUGCUAA
This is a messenger RNA of Linum tenue, 3768 nucleotides long. Lineage: Eukaryota; Viridiplantae; Streptophyta; Magnoliopsida; Malpighiales; Linaceae. The record is from the annotation of a GenBank genome assembly.